Plasmodium relictum is the source of this 1194-nucleotide messenger RNA. RefSeq names its product conserved protein, unknown function. Gene Ontology annotation, cellular component: endoplasmic reticulum. Gene Ontology annotation, biological process: endoplasmic reticulum calcium ion homeostasis. Lineage: Eukaryota; Apicomplexa; Aconoidasida; Haemosporida; Plasmodiidae. Bases 1 to 1194 code for a protein of 397 amino acids. Gene Ontology annotation, molecular function: calcium ion binding. The record is from RefSeq and is a predicted model, not a curated record. The transcript has 3 exons.
AUGCGAAAACUUACAACACUUUUUUUAUUUUUUAUUAUCUAUCUUUCAUUUUAUUUGGUCUAUUCCAGUGAAAAUUUUGAUGAUAUUAUUAUCAUUGAAGAACCAGAUGAUAUAAACAACACUGAUAUAGACCCAAUAAAAUACGUAGAAGAUAAAAAUAAAGAUGAUAGUAACAACAGUAUAAAAGAUAUAAUGCUUUCAUGGGCAGGAGAAAAUGAGAAGCUUUUUUAUUAUAAAAUUAUUUUAUUCUUAUGCAUUUUAAUUAUUGGAAUACUUAAUGGAAUAAUAGGAAGAAAAAAAAAUAAAAUUGUAGCAAUUUAUUGGUUAAGAUCUUGUAAAGAUAUUUUUAUAGAAAAUUUUGCAAAAAUAGGUAAUGACAAAUCUUUUUUAUUAGAAAAGUCAUAUGACACUUAUGAAUUUUAUUGUACAGGAAGAAAAAAUUGUAAUUUAUAUUUAGUUAAUUUAAAUUUAAGUAAAAGGCAAUGUAUAUGGAGAUAUUAUGUUUUUCAUUAUUUUAUUAAGCAAAAUGACACGAUGAAUAUUUCUAUAAAUUUUGAAAAAUUAGAUAAAAACAUAUUAUGUGUAUAUAAAAAAAAUCAAAAAAAACAAAUCGAAAAAGCAUUCCCCAACUUAAAUAAAUAUACAAAAUUUAUAAACAAAAAAGAGUUAAAACAAAUUUAUGAUAUAAAAGGAGAUUCAUCUGAAGUAACUGAUAUAGUUUUAAGUGGAAAAAUUCUGAAUUUCCUAAAUAACUAUGAUAAAUAUAUAAAUUAUAUUUGUAUUACUGAUAUUCCUUUAUUUGAUUGCGAAGAAAAAACAAAUGAUAAAAAGAACGAAAACAACAAAAUUGAAAAGCAUCAGUAUUGUUACCUCAAUUGUAUUAUACCAAAAAAUGUUGAAGACCUAAGAAAAUUAAUAAAUUUUUCUAUUUAUAUGAUUGAUGCAUGCCAAUGUAUUGAAUUGUCUGAAAGAGUAAGAGAACAAGUAAAAAAAUUAAGGAGUAUAAUUGAAAAAGAAGAUAUUAAAAGAAAACAAGAGUUAAAAGAACUUCAAGAAAAAAAAAAGGCAAAAAAGAUUCAAGAAGAAAAAGAGAAAAUUGAUAAAAUGUCAGCCGAACAACAAAGAAAGUAUGAAGAAAAAAAAAAAAAAAAAAAUUUAAAGAAAAUAAAAAAAAUAAAAAUUAUAAAAAUGUAA